AUGCCACGUGCUCCAAGAACUUACUCAAAAACCUACUCCACUCCAGCUAGACCAUACGAAUCAGCUCGUUUAGAUGCUGAAUUAAAAUUAGCUGGUGAAUACGGUUUAAAGAAUAAAAGAGAAAUUUACAGAAUUGGUUUCCAAUUAUCAAAAAUUAGAAGAGCUGCUCGUGAUUUAUUAACCAGAGAUGAAAAAGAUACCAAAAGAUUAUUUGAAGGUAAUGCUUUAAUUAGAAGAUUAGUUAGAGUUGGUGUUUUAUCAGAAGAUAAAAUGAAAUUAGAUUAUGUCUUAGCUUUAAGAAUUGAAGAUUUCUUGGAAAGAAGAUUACAAACUCAAGUUUUCAAAUUAGGUUUAGCUAGAUCAAUCCAUCAUGCUAGAGUUUUAAUCUCACAAAGACACAUUGCUGUUGGUAGACAAAUUGUUAAUGUUCCAUCAUUCACUGUUAGAUUAGAUUCACAAAAACAUAUUGAUUUUGCUCCAACUUCCCCAUACGGUGGUGGAAGACCAGGUAGAAAUAAGAGAAAAUCACAAAAGAAAAACUCAGAAGAAGGUGGUGAUGCUGAAGAAGAAGAAUAA
This is a messenger RNA of Lodderomyces jiufengensis, 576 nucleotides long. It is a transcript of the gene RPS9B, whose product is annotated as 40S ribosomal protein uS4. Gene Ontology annotation, molecular function: structural constituent of ribosome; rRNA binding. NCBI's taxonomy places the organism in Eukaryota, Fungi, Ascomycota, Pichiomycetes, Serinales, Debaryomycetaceae. Bases 1 to 576 code for a protein of 191 amino acids. Gene Ontology annotation, cellular component: cytosolic small ribosomal subunit. Gene Ontology annotation, biological process: translation; positive regulation of translational fidelity. The record is from RefSeq and is a predicted model, not a curated record. The transcript is spliced from 2 exons.